AUGUUUCGGAAUAGUCUCAAGAUGCUUCUUACUGGAGGGAAAUCAAGUCGUAAAAACAGAUCAAGUGAUGGAGGGAGCGAGGAACCACCAGAUCGAAGACAGUCAAGUGUAGACUCUCGCCAAAGUCGCUCUGGGCAAGGUGGCAUCUCCACAGAAAGCGACUGUGCUUUUGAGCCAGACUACGCCGUCCCACCACUUCCAGUGAGUGAAGGUAUGCAGCACAUUCGGAUUAUGGAGGGCAUGUCUCGCUCUCUUCCAUCCUCCCCCUUACUCACACAUCAGUCUAUCAGUGUUCGGCUCCAACCUGUGAAGAAGUUAACUGGUGAUGCUGAACAGGAACUUGGUCCCCCUCCAUCUGUAGAUGAGGCAGCAAACACACUCAUGACUCGUCUGGGUUUCCUCCUUGGAGAGAAAGUCACAGAAGUUCAGCCAGAUGACCAAUACAACAUGGAAGUAGAAGAUGAAAAUCAGACCUCAGCAAUCACCCAGCGGAUAAGUCCCUGUUCCACCUUGACUAGCAGCACUGCCUCUCCACCAGCCAGUAGCCCCUGUUCCACCCUCCCAGCAGUCAGUACAAAUGCAACAGCCAAGGACUGCAGCUAUGGGGCUGUCACUAGUCCAACCUCCACCCUCGAAAGCAGAGAUAGUGGCAUCAUUGCUACAUUGACAAGUUAUUCUGAAAAUGUAGAACGCACAAAGUAUGUUGGGGAAAGCAGUAAAGAAUUAGGAUCUGGAGGAAAUCUAAAACCUUGGCAGUCUCAAAAAUCCAGCAUGGAUUCCUGUUUAUACCGAGUAGAUGAAAAUAUGACAGCUUCCACCUAUAGUCUGAAUAAGAUCCCAGAGAGGAAUUUGGAAACAGUUUUAUCGCAAUCAGUACAGUCUAUUCCUCUGUAUCUUAUGCCACGACCAAAUUCAGUAGCAGCCACAAGUUCUGCCCACUUGGAGGACCUUGCUUACCUGGAUGAGCAGAGACAUACACCUUUGAGAACUUCUCUUCGAAUGCCAAGACAGAGCAUGGGUGGUGUUCGCACACAACAGGAUUUAAGAGUUCGCUUUGCACCUUAUAGACCUCCAGAUAUCUCCCUGAAGCCUCUGCUCUUUGAAGUGCCCAGCAUCACUACAGAGUCAGUGUUUGUUGGCCGGGACUGGGUUUUCCAUGAAAUAGAUGCUCAACUUCAAAGUUCAAAUGCCAGCGUGAACCAAGGAGUAGUGAUUGUGGGAAACAUUGGGUUCGGCAAAACUGCCAUCAUCUCCAGACUUGUGGCACUCAGCUGCCAUGGAACACGGAUGAGACAGAUCGCCUCAGACAGUCCACAUGCCUCCCCCAAACAUGUGGAUGCCAACAGAGAGCUGCCACUCACACAACCACCUUCAGCCCACUCUUCCAUCACCAGUGGGAGCUGCCCAGGAACUCCAGAAAUGCGCCGGCGGCAGGAGGAGGCUAUGCGGAGACUAGCCUCACAGGUAGUUGCCUAUCAUUAUUGCCAAGCAGAUAAUGCCUACACCUGCCUGGUGCCAGAAUUUGUCCACAAUGUUGCUGCCCUGCUCUGCCGCUCCCCUCAGCUGGCGGCCUAUAGGGAGCAGCUUCUUCGGGAGCCUCACCUACAGAGCAUGCUGAGCCUUCGGUCCUGUGUUCAAGACCCCAUGGCCUCUUUCCGGAGGGGUGUCCUGGAGCCUCUAGAGAAUCUCCACAAAGAGAGAAAAAUUCCAGAUGAAGAUUUCAUCAUCUUAAUUGAUGGAUUAAAUGAAGCAGAAUUUCACAAACCGGAUUAUGGGGACACAAUUGUAUCAUUUCUGAGUAAAAUGAUUGGAAAAUUUCCUUCCUGGCUCAAACUAAUUGUAACAGUUAGGACCAGUUUACAGGAAAUUACCAAGCUGCUGCCUUUCCAUAGGAUUUUUUUGGAUCGACUAGAAGAGAAUGAAGCCAUAGACCAGGACCUGCAGGCUUACAUCCUGCACCGGAUACACAGCAGCUCAGAGAUCCAGAAUAACAUUUCACUUAAUGGCAAAAUGGACAAUACUACAUUUGGCAAACUCAGUUCUCAUCUCAAGACUCUUAGUCAAGGGUCCUAUUUAUACCUGAAACUCACAUUUGACCUCAUAGAGAAAGGCUAUCUAGUGUUAAAGAGCUCUAGCUACAAAGUAGUUCCUGUUUCGCUCUCUGAGGUUUAUUUGCUCCAGUGCAAUAUGAAGUUCCCAACCCAGUCUUCCUUUGACCGGGUGAUGCCUCUCCUGAAUGUUGCAGUGGCCUCUCUCCACCCACUGACUGAUGAACAUAUCUUCCAGGCCAUCAAUGCUGGUAGCAUUGAAGGCACACUAGAAUGGGAGGACUUUCAGCAGAGAAUGGAGAACCUCUCCAUGUUUCUAAUCAAGCGCAGAGACAUGACUCGUAUGUUUGUACAUCCUUCUUUUCGAGAAUGGCUUAUCUGGAGAGAAGAAGGAGAGAAAACCAAAUUUCUCUGUGAUCCCAGGAGUGGUCACACAUUACUUGCCUUUUGGUUUUCCCGCCAAGAGGGAAAACUAAACCGACAGCAGACUAUUGAACUGGGACAUCACAUCCUCAAAGCCCACAUUUUUAAGGGUUUGAGUAAAAAAGUUGGUGUGUCAUCCUCCAUCCUCCAAGGUCUCUGGAUCUCCUACAGCACAGAAGGUCUGUCCAUGGCAUUGGCAUCUUUAAGAAAUCUCUACACUCCAAAUAUAAAGGUCAGCCGACUGCUGAUUUUGGGAGGUGCCAACAUUAAUUAUCGGACAGAAGUUUUAAAUAAUGCCCCAAUUCUGUGUGUCCAGUCUCAUCUUGGUUACACAGAAAUGGUGGCCCUGCUCUUGGAGUUUGGAGCCAAUGUGGAUGUCUCUUCUGAAAGUGGCCUGACUCCUCUGGGCUAUGCCGCAGCGGCAGGCUACCUGAGCAUCGUUGUGCUGCUGUGCAAGAAACGGGCGAAGGUGGAUCACUUGGAUAAGAAUGGACAGUGUGCUUUGGUCCAUGCUGCACUCCGAGGUCAUCUGGAGGUUGUCAAGUUUCUGAUUCAGUGUGACUGGACAAUGGCCAGCCAACAGCAAGGGGUGUUUAAGAAGAGCCAGGCCAUCCAGCAGGCCCUCAUUGCUGCAGCCAGUAUGGGUUACACUGAGAUUGUCUCCUACCUACUUGAUCUUCCAGAAAAAGAUGAAGAGGAAGUGGAGCGAGCACAGAUCAACAGCUUUGACAGUCUCUGGGGAGAGACAGCCCUGACAGCUGCAGCCGGAAGGGGCAAACUGGAGGUAUGUCGUCUGCUCUUGGAACAAGGGGCAGCAGUGGCCCAGCCAAACCGUCGAGGGGCAGUGCCCCUGUUCAGCACUGUUCGCCAGGGCCACUGGCAGAUAGUUGAUCUUUUGCUCACCCAUGGAGCUGAUGUCAACAUGGCAGACAAGCAAGGUCGGACUCCCUUGAUGAUGGCUGCUUCUGAAGGCCAUCUGGGAACUGUGGACUUUCUACUUGCACAAGGUGCCUCCAUUGCUCUGAUGGACAAAGAAGGGUUGACAGCCCUCAGCUGGGCUUGUUUGAAGGGUCAUCUCUCUGUAGUACGUUCACUGGUAGAUAAUGGAGCUGCCACAGACCAUGCUGACAAGAAUGGCCGAACCCCAUUGGAUCUGGCAGCUUUCUAUGGUGAUGCUGAGGUGGUCCAGUUUCUGGUGGAUCACGGGGCCAUGAUCGAGCAUGUGGAUUACAGCGGAAUGCGCCCGUUGGAUAGGGCAGUGGGGUGCCGGAACACUUCAGUCGUUGUCACUCUUCUGAAGAAAGGAGCCAAGAUAGGUCCAGCCACAUGGGCGAUGGCCACCUCCAAACCAGACAUCAUGAUCAUCCUGUUGAGCAAGCUGAUGGAAGAGGGGGACAUGUUUUAUAAGAAAGGUAAAGUAAAGGAGGCUGCCCAGCGCUACCAGUACGCUCUGAAGAAAUUCCCUAGAGAAGGGUUUGGUGAGGACUUGAAAACCUUCCGGGAACUGAAGGUGUCUCUUCUCCUCAACCUCUCUCGGUGUCGCAGGAAAAUGAACGAUUUUGGAAUGGCGGAGGAAUUUGCUACUAAGGCCCUGGAGCUGAAACCGAAAUCUUAUGAAGCUUACUAUGCAAGAGCAAGGGCAAAACGCAGCAGCAGACAGUUUGCAGCAGCCUUAGAGGACCUGAACGAGGCCAUCAAGCUGUGUCCAAACAACCGUGAGAUCCAGAGACUUCUGAUGAGAGUGGAGGAGGAGUGUAGGCAGAUGCAGCAGCAGCAGCAGCAGCCGCCACCGCCACCACAGCCGCCUCAGCAGCAGCUACCAGAAGAAGCAGAGCCGGAACCUCAGCAUGAAGACAUGUACUCUGUGCAAGACAUAUUCGAGGAGGAGUACCUGGAGCAGGAUGUUGAAAAUGUUUCCAUUGGCCUCCAGACGGAGGCACGGCCCAGUCAGGGGCUCCCGAUCAUCCAGAGCCCACCCUCCUCUCCAGCCCACAGGGACUCUGCCUACAUCUCCAGCUCACCUCUUGGCUCUCAUCAGGUUUUUGACUUCCGGUCCAGUAGUUCUGUAGGUUCUCCCACUAGACAGAGCUAUCAGUCCACCUCACCUGCCCUUUCUCCAACUCACCAGAACUCUCAUUACAGGCCUAGUCCACCACAUACUUCCCCGGCUCAUCAGGGUGGAUCUUACCGCUUUAGCCCCCCUCCUGUGGGAGGGCAGGGCAAAGAAUACCCAAGCCCUCCCCCUUCCCCUCUCCGUAGAGGCCCUCAGUAUCGGGCCAGCCCUCCAGCUGAAAGCAUGAGUGUCUAUAGAGCCCAGUCUGGCUCACCUGUGCGCUAUCAGCAAGAAACAAAUGUCAGUCAGCUUCCUGGCAGGCCAAAAUCUCCAUUAUCCAAAAUGGCCCAGAGGCCCUACCAGAUGCCUCAGCUUCCUGUGGCGGUGCCCCAGCAAGGGCUCAGGCUACAGCCUGCUAAAGCCCAGAUUGUGAGAAGCAACCAGCCCAGCUCUGCUGUUCACUCAAGCACUGUCAUCUCCACAGGGGCCUAUGGUCAAGUAGCCCACUCGAUGGCUAGUAAGUACCAGUCUUCCCAAGGGGACAUAGGAGUAAGUCAGAGCCGGUUGGUUUAUCAAGGGUCAAUUGGGGGGAUUGUUGGGGAUGGGAGACCUGUGCAGCAUGUCCAGGCCAGUCUGAGUGCAGGCGCCAUCUGUCAGCACGGAGGGUUGACCAAAGAAGACCUUCCACAGCGACCUUCCUCAGCAUACCGAGGUGGCAUGAGAUACAGCCAGACACCACAGAUUGGACGUAGUCAGUCUGCAUCCUAUUACCCAGUCUGUCACUCAAAACUAGAUCUGGAGCGUUCCUCUAGCCAACUAGGUUCCCCUGAUGUGUCGCAUCUAAUCAGAAGACCUAUUGGUGUCAACCCCAACGAAAUCAAACCCCACCCACCAACUCCCAGGCCAUUGCUGCACUCCCAAAGCGUAGGCCUUCGCUUCUCUCCAUCUAGCAAUAGUAUCUCAUCUGCCUCCAACCUAACUCCUACCUUCCGGCCGUCCUCCUCGAUUCAACAGAUGGAGAUCCCACUAAAACCUGCAUAUGAUAGGUCAUGUGACGAGCUAUCGCCAGUGUCUCCCACUCAGGGAGGUUACCCCAGUGAGCCCACCCGAUCCAGGACCACACCAUUCAUGGGGAUCAUAGAUAAAACAGCGCGGACUCAACAGUACCCCCACCUUCACCAGCAGAAUCGGACCUGGGCAGUGUCAUCGGUGGAUACCGUUCUCAGCCCCACGUCUCCAGGCAACUUGCCUCAGCAGGAGUCCUUCAGCCCACCAUCAUCCAUCAGCAACAUUGCCUUUUAUAACAAAACCAACAAUGCACAGAAUGGCCAUUUGCUGGAGGACGAUUAUUACAGCCCCCAUGGGAUGCUGGCGAACGGGUCCCGUGGAGACCUCUUAGAGAGAGUCAGCCAGGCCUCCUCGUACCCCGAUGUGAAGGUGGCUCGGACCCUCCCUGUGGCUCAGGCAUACCAGGACAACCUGUACAGGCAGUUGUCCCGGGACUCUCGACAAGGGCAGACAUCCCCUAUCAAACCAAAGAGACCAUUUGUGGAGUCUAAUGUUUAA
Messenger RNA from Pipistrellus nathusii (Nathusius's pipistrelle), 6090 nucleotides. Lineage: Eukaryota; Metazoa; Chordata; Mammalia; Chiroptera; Vespertilionidae. The record is from the annotation of a GenBank genome assembly.